Messenger RNA from Racocetra persica, 606 nucleotides. NCBI's taxonomy places the organism in Eukaryota, Fungi, Glomeromycota, Glomeromycetes, Diversisporales, Gigasporaceae. The record is from the annotation of a GenBank genome assembly.
AUGAUUACAUACGAAUUGUUUUAUUCUCCUGAAACUGCACGAGUCCAUACUUUAGGCAAGAUAUCUGAAUUAGAUGAACGUAUUGCUUCUCUGGAAAAACUCGUAGGAACAGCUCACGGGCAAAAUUUCGAAGACCUUUCAAUUUCUAUAACAAAUACCAAUCUCAUCGCUGCUGUCGAUAAGCUUGAUCAGCAUAUGCAAAUAUUGGCGCAGCCCCGUCAUUUGGAGUCUGUUUCUCGAAAAGCAAAAACUCUUGUCGGAGAAUUAGAAAAAGUGAAUGAAUUGAAGAAUAAAGAAUUUAUGAAUGGCGGUGUCAUUGACUAUGAUACCAAAGAAAGGGUUGAUCCAUUGAUUUCCAUUGCACCAGCCUUGGUCAACCGAUUGAAAUCUCUACAACAAUUACAUCAAGAGGCUGCGGUAUUUAGUGAUACUAUCAAGAUGUUGUCUGAUGAACAGGGCAAAAUUCGUGAUGAAUUGAAAAGUUUGAAUGAAGUUUCUGGAAAUCUUGAUAAGUCUUUCAAGGUUAAUGAGGAGACUAUUCAAAAAAACAUCAGCAUCAUGGAUGACCGAGUUACUGAUCUUGCCAAACGGUUAGAGAAAUUGGGA